This is a messenger RNA of Planococcus citri (citrus mealybug), 799 nucleotides long. RefSeq lists its product as uncharacterized. The coding region runs from base 168 to 707 and encodes 179 amino acids. The record is from RefSeq and is a predicted model, not a curated record. The transcript is spliced from 5 exons. Lineage: Eukaryota; Metazoa; Arthropoda; Insecta; Hemiptera; Pseudococcidae.
AGUACUUACCUACCUAUAAGAAGGCGCCUGUAUGUUAGUAUGUUUCAUAAAUGUCGCAAAACUGCUGAAAAAAUAUCGUGUAUUAAUGAAUUUCUCAUAUUCUUAAAUGUUUUAAAAAGUAUACAUAUGUGGAUGUAGGUACUUACAAUUGUAAUCAAAAUCACAAAAUGUCAGGAUUGUGUAGCUUAAGAACAAAUUCGUGUUGUUGCUGUAUUUCGUUGAGAACUGGUACAAUUACCAUUGUCAUUUUGAAUUUGAUUGGAACUGUAGCAGUUAUUUUCAAUCAUCAAAAAUUUUCAAAAUAUGGUACAUCAUUUUUGGUUGGACAAAUUAUCUUUUUGAUAAUUGAGUUAGCUGCACUUUACGGAGUUUUCAAUAGAAAGCCAGAUUUCUUAAUUCCUCAUCUCGCUGUGACUGCUCUUUUCCUGCUAGGAUUUCUAUUGGUCAUCAUUGCCAGCAUCAUUUUUCUACCUUUUGCUUAUAAUGCUCUCAAAGAUAUGACUUAUGAAACGCCAGACGGAAAAAUGGAGCAUUUAAGUAAAACUAUGAUGGAUGCAUUUUAUUUCUUCUAUAUUCUCAUCGUUGUUUUUGCUAUAGUAUACGAAGCAAUCAGAUUUCAUUUUUUCAAAGUUGUUCUGGGUCAUUAUAGAGAAUUGAAAACAAUACUCUUGAGUAUUAAUCCACCACCAAUUGGCUUCGCUGUUUAAUUUUUUUUAGUUACUUAUCUACAUAUUAUUAUUUUUUUUAUUUUUGAUAAAGUUAAGUUGAUUAUAAAAAAAUACAACCGGUACCUUCUGUA